This is a messenger RNA of Cryptomeria japonica (Japanese cedar), 2211 nucleotides long. Its product is annotated as rust resistance kinase Lr10. Gene Ontology annotation, molecular function: ATP binding; protein kinase activity; polysaccharide binding. NCBI's taxonomy places the organism in Eukaryota, Viridiplantae, Streptophyta, Pinopsida, Cupressales, Cupressaceae. Gene Ontology annotation, biological process: protein phosphorylation. The transcript is spliced from 3 exons. The record is from RefSeq and is a predicted model, not a curated record. Bases 139 to 2004 code for a protein of 621 amino acids.
UAAAUUCACUAGGGUUGUCCUGGUUUUCCUGACUUCCGGGCUUCUUUCGGGUUUCUCCCAGUCUUUCCCUGCUAUUAAGCUACCAUUCAUGUUAGCCUCUCUAUUUCACCUCUACAAUUGUUCAGUGUUGUAAAUUAUAUGGAAAUGGAAGGGUUGGACCUGCACUUCUUCAUUCCUCUCUUGAUAAUAUCAUUAUCAUGCCUCGCCCCUUCAUCUCGAGCUUGUGAAGAACCCCUCGAAUGUGGGAAUCGUUUCUUCGAAUAUCCCUUCGGAAGAAAGAACAGCGGCUGCGGUGACCCUGCGCUUCAGCUUGACUGUGAUCUUAAUGUGAAAAUGCCUUUAAUUGACAUCAAUGGCUACCAAUACUAUAUAGUGGAACCCCAAGCCUACAUGAAAGGGGAUCCCGACCAUCACAUGAGAAUAGUUGAGAAAAGUAUGUGGGGAGAUACAUGCAAUCCGGUGACUGGUAACCAUUCAACGGAAUUCUGGUCUAAGCCUCCAUUUCAUAUAUCUGAAGAAUUCAUGGACUUAAGUCUAUGGGGAGAGUGCGGUGAAGGUGAAGAGAACCGAGAGUUAUUGUCCAAUAUAUCUCAUACUUUAGAAUGUAAUAAGAAUUGGUACUAUUCUUUCACUUCAGACCUGAGUUUGAGCACGUAUUGUAAGUCCUUAGUACGGCUACCCAUUAGAAAAUCUGACAGAAGUAAUUCACGGGUGGAUCGAAUGAUACAGAAAGGGUUCACAAUAGCGUGGAACUUCAGCAAAGCCUGUGAGGACUGCGAAUUGAGGAACAUGGCUUGUAUCUACGACACCAGUAAUCCCAACCUAUCGCAUUGUGAAUCGUGGAGCCCUGUAUCUUCCCAAGCCAUGAUCGUUGCCAAGAUUGUUACGAUAGGUAUAGGCAUUGGAGUAUGGGCAUUUUUGUUGAUAGCAUUAUGCCAUGCGCUCGUUGAUUGGAAGACGUGGUUUUCCUCUUCCUCCGAGGACUCCAACGUUUCUAGUGUGGAGAAAUUCCUGCAAAUUUAUGUUGAUCAAACGCCAACUAGAUAUUCAUAUUCUCAACUCAUGAAGAUCACCAACAACUUUGCAGAUAAAAUUGGGGAAGGAGGUUUUGGUGUGGUUUAUAAAGGAAAGCUACCUAGCGGUAUCCUGGUAGCUGUUAAAAUGGUUGAUCAGUCAAGGCACGGUGAGAAUCAAUUCAUGAAUGAAGUAGCAACCAUCGGAAGGCUCCAUCAUGUUCAUUUGGUUCGCCUGAUGGGAUACUGCUACGAACAACACAGAAAUGGAUUGGUGUAUGAAUACAUGGCUAAUGGAUCUCUGGAGAAGCUUAUAUUUGCAAGAAGAGAGAGAGAACAUAUUAUAAAUUGGGCACAGCUGUAUUCAAUUGCUUUUGGUGUAGCUCGUGGAAUAGCCUAUUUGCACCAAGAUUGUGACAGCCGUAUCAUUCAUUUUGACAUAAAACCCCACAACAUAUUACUGGAUGAAGACUUCACACCAAAGAUAGCUGAUUUUGGUCUGGCUAAACUUUGUGGGAAGAAAGAUGAUCAUAUAUCAAUGACAGCCGCAAGAGGAACGCCAGGGUAUGUUGCCCCGGAGGUGUGGAAUAGAAAUUUGGGGCUUGUAACAGAGAAAUCAGAUGUUUACAGCUUUGGAAUGCUAUUACUGGAAAUGGUUGGAGGAAGGAAGAAUAUUGAUGUGCAGGUAAGCCGAUCUAGCCAAUUGUAUUUUCCAGAGUGGGCAUUCAAGUUGAUGGAGAAUGGGCAGUUGGAGAGGACGUUGACAGGAAGUAGUAAAACGGGAAUAGAAUGUGAGAAGGAGAAAGCAGUAAGAAUGGCAAAAGUAGGACUAUGGUGCAUUCAAUACAAUUCAACAGAUAGACCAAGCAUGAGCAGAGUGGUUCAAAUGUUGGAAGGAAAUGGUGACGAUGUGAGUAAUCCUCCCCUGCCUUUCAACUCUUCAAUUAGCGCUGCACCUUCUAUACAUUCAAGUGAAGAAUCUUCUGGCUAAGCCAACAAGGAAAUCUUCAUUAAACCCAUCGUUCGGUCAUUGAUAUAGAGUCAGUUGUCUCUAAAAAGAUCAGUGAUAUGAAGUUUAUUGACCUUGUAUGCUCUACGUCACUUUCUUCCAACUUGAUUGUUUGAAUAUUCCCAAAAUUUUAGGGGGUCACACUAAAUUAGAGACUUUGGUAUUGGCCUUUUACUUUUCAAAAGAUUA